Messenger RNA from Caenorhabditis briggsae, 681 nucleotides. The record is from RefSeq and is a predicted model, not a curated record. NCBI's taxonomy places the organism in Eukaryota, Metazoa, Nematoda, Chromadorea, Rhabditida, Rhabditidae. The transcript has 3 exons. Bases 1 to 681 code for a protein of 226 amino acids.
AUGUACGCCAAUUCACAUCCGGGAAUUGUGCUUAAAAAGAGUGAGGAAGUAAACGAAACGAGUCACAAGAUGUUCCUUCGUCUGUUUCUGCUCGCCGCUAUCGUACCGGCGGUAUACCUAUGGUGUACCCCAUUCAUUUCCUGUAAUCAGACUAUUGUAAGUCAAUCGAAAAACCUUAAGAACAAAAAUGAGGAAUUAUUUCAGUAUGGAGACUUCAGCGACUUUGAGAAAGGAAUGAAAGUUCUCCUUCUAGGCCGCCCAUUCCAGAAAUUUGACGAAAUCAUCAUCACUGGAGAAUACUAUAACAACGGAUCCGAGGUCUUCGACGAUGCUCAAUUCCGUGUUGGACUUUCGAAAGGGCUUAUCAUGCAUCAACUGGGAGACGAUUUGGAGAAAUAUUUGAUGACUGCUUCCGUUGGAGCAAGUGAACCAAUGAUGAAUAUAACUGGUUUGAUCGGAGGUCGCGGAAGAGACCAAUUCGGUGCUGAUCAAACGCCAAAACCAAAUAUCACCUGUGAUGAUCCAUUUGUUCUCAGAGUCAAAAGUAUAGACGGAUACGGUUUUGCACUCGGAACUAUGGACGAAUUCCCCGGUAAAGUUAGAACCCAAUAUCCGAAAGCUGAAAGGGCCCAAUCGGUAUUCUUCAGCGGUCAAAUCAAGACCACAAAGAUUGAGUUGUGA